AUGGAAGCUAAUACAAAUAGGAUUGUGAAUUUGAAUGGUUCUAAUUAUCAAGUUUGGAGAGGCAAGAUGGAAGACCUUCUUUAUGUGAAGGAUUAUUAUAUGCCUGUGUUUAAUACUGAAAAACCUGAAGAUAAAACAGAUGCAGAGUGGAAUAUUUUGCAUAGAAAUGUUUGUGGGUAUAUUCGGCAAUGGGUUGAUGAUAAUGUUUUGAACCAUAUUAGCGCGGAGAUUCAUGCUCGCACUUUGUGGAACAAGCUUGAGCAGUUGUAUGCUCGGAAGACCGGGAACAAUAAAUUGUUCUUGAUUAAACAGUUGAUUGGCUUGAAGUACCAUGAUGGAAAUCCUAUUAGUGAUCAUUUGAAUUCUUUCCAAGGAAUUAUUAAUCAGCUUGCAGGAAUGGGUAUCAAGUUUGAAGAUGAGCUACAUGGUUUAUGGCUCCUUGGCACUUUACCGGAUUCUUGGGAAAUUUUUAGGACAUCCUUGUCCAACUCUGCACCAGAUGGUAUUGUCACCAUGGAAUUAGCUAAAGGCAGUGUUUUAAAUGAAGAGAUGAGAAGAAAGUCACAAGGUUCCUCUUCACAUUCAGAUGUCUUGGUCACAGAUUGCAGGGGGAGAAGUCAAAGUAGAGGUCUGAAUAACAAAGGGAAGCAUCGCAGUAAAUCUAAAGGAAAGUUUGCUGACUAUGAGUGCAAUCAUUGUGGUAGAAAAGGGCACACAAUACGAUUCUGCAGACAGUUGAAAAGGGAGAACAAGAAGGCAAAUUACAACAAUCAAAAGAACAACCACAAGAAAGAUGAUGGUGGUAAUGAUACUGCUGAAGUUAACACUACUACCGAAGAGUUCUUUAUUUGUUGUGACUAUGAUAUGGUUAAUCUUGCACAUGAUGAUUCGAGUUGGGUUGUUGACAGUGGUGCUACUUAUCAUGUGACAUCACAAAGGGAUUUUUACACAUCUUACACUCCUGGUGAUUUUGGGAAUGUUAAAAUGGGUAAUAAUGGGUUAUCAAAGAUUGUUGGUGUCGGAGAUAUUUGUUUAAAGUUUGAGACUGGGAUGGAGUUGGUUUUACACAAUGUAAAACAUGUUCCAGAUAUUAGACUUAGUUUGAUCUCUGAUGGCUUACUUGAUGAUGAAGGAUUACCUGAUUCUUUUUGGGGAGAAGCUUUGAAUACAACGGUACAUGUUAUUAAUCUUACUCCUUGUGUUCCUUUGUCUUUUGAUGUUCCUGACAGGGUUUGGAGUGGAAAAGAUGUUUCGUAUCGUCAUUUACGGGUCUUUGGAUGCAAGGCUUUUGUGCAUAUUCCCAAAGAUGAAAGAUCAAAGCUUGAAGUGAAGACCAAGCCGUGUAUAUUCCUUGGUUAUGGUCAAGAUGAAUUCGGUUACAGGUUAUAUGAUCCAGUUCUGAAGAAACUCGUAAGGAGUCGUGAUGUUGUAUUUGUUGAAGAUCAGAGUUUAAAAGAUAUUGAGAAGACAAAGAUAGUUCCUCAAUCUAAUGAUGAUCAUGUUGAUUUGGAUAUGGUUCCCCCUCAACAUUUUGAGCCAAUUAAUGAAGAUGUUCAGAAUGAUGAACAACAUGGUACUGAUGAAAAUGAUGUUCCAGAGCAGUCGGAGUUGGAUGAGGAUUUUCAUCCAGAGUUACCGGUACCUGAUAUACCACCAUUUGUCCCACUUAGGCGGUCUACGAGAGAUCGUCAUCUUUCCACCCAUUAUUCUGCUGAUGAGUAUGUUUUAGUCGCCGAUGGGGGAGAACCUGGUUGUUAUGCAGAAGCUAUGGAAGAUGAUCAUAAAAGUGAGUGGGUUGAAGCUAUGCAAGAUUAG
Molecule: messenger RNA, 1815 nt
Organism: Lactuca virosa
Lineage: Eukaryota; Viridiplantae; Streptophyta; Magnoliopsida; Asterales; Asteraceae
Source: the annotation of a GenBank genome assembly